CGGGCAAAGUGAGGGACUGUUCUUGGAGUUGCGCCUGGCGGAGUGACAAUUUGGUGGCAGAAAGACGAUCUAAACUUACGCCUGCUCAGACCACAUCUAAGUCCUGGCGCAAGAUAGACUGCUGGUCUACCGCGAUGGUUUGAUACCCAAAAAUAUGUGCAAUCUUUCAAAGUUAUUAAAAGUGAUUAUCAAUUUUGAAACAGAUUUGAGGAAGAAACAUGAAGUAGAUGAAUAUGUUUUGCUUUCGCGGGCCACAUAAAACUAUGUGGCCGGCGGCGUACGGACCACGGGCCUUGAGUUUGACACCUGUGAUUUCACAUCUUCAAUGAACUUAACGUGCAUGUUUUGGGACUCUUGGAAGAAACCAGAUUUCCUGAAGAAAGCAUACAAAGACCACACAGGAAGAAUGAUUCGAAUCCUGAACCUCAGAAUGACGCAGAUGUACUUGCACAGUUCUAUUCAUGAAAAAGUACACGUGAUCUUCUUGCCCUAAGUGGAUUUCCUUCACACUCCAUUUCUUAGAGAAUUGCAAAUUCUAAUUUUGGUGCCUGCAAUUUCCUACUUAAUCUUUCUUUUUUUUUUUAAAUGCCCAAUGACCACAAACCAUCACCAAAUGACGACCCACCCUGGUGGAAAGGCCAGCUGCGUCCAUGGGCGUGGGCGUGAUGUUCUAUUUGCGUGGGCGCCCUUUAAAGCCCACAUCAGCACACCGUGAGCGCAGUCUAGUCGGGCUGUGUGCUGUCACCUUCUGUCAUCCGGCAGCAGUACUGCAUGCAUCCUGCCCCGCUCGCCUCCCACCGCGAGAACGGCUGCACGCCGUGGACUGUCCAAUGUGGAUUACCUUUACCUGGAUAAAAAGGGGUUAGUGCGCGUGGGAAUAAACUCAAUCUUUCCUCCUUGAUUUGAUUUUCUGUGGAAUAUUUCACCACGAGAGCACCCAUGGCAAAGUGGUUGGUCUACGCGUUACGUCUAUUGGUGAUUCUGGAGCCCGCUUGGAGUAAAACUGUGGCCGAGGAUGCGAGUGAAGUGGUGCGCCAGAGCACGUCGGAGCGCCGCGUCCUUACGCGUCCGAGCUCCGGCCGGGACGCGGUGACCAGCAGCAUGUUGAAAGUUUACGAGAACUACAGCAAAGAGCCGCGCAGCCACAAACGGGGAAACACAGUGAGGAGCUUCACAGCUGUCCCGAGAGUGUUGCAUGGAAAAGAAGUAUUCCAGUUCAACUUCUCCUCCAUCCAAUACUCAGAGGUCAUCCUGUCUGCGUCCUUCCACUUCUUCCUCAAGCGUCAACACCAGCGGUCAUGGCGUUUCCGGAGACCUCGGCGCCCAUCCCCCGCCAUCCACCAUCAACUUCCUCCUUCCCUGCAGAUCCUCUUCCAUGGAUUAUCGCCAAACUCUGCCUCCACAACACUGCUGGGAAACAUCACAGUAAGCUCCUUUAAAAAAAGUGCAUGGCAAUCAAGGGAUGUUACAACUGUGAUCAAGCAAGCAGCAGAAGGCCUUACCAUCAUGGUGGAAACCGAUUUGGUUCCAAGGGCAACUCAGCAGCAUAGAAGUCUUUCUGCAGACAACAUGCCUUUUAUAAUUCUCUAUGCUGAUGAUCAAGCCAUAGACGACCCCAACAGCGUGGCCGCGACCCUGCAGAGGUACGGACCUUUCCCUGUCGGGGAGGAUGCGUCCACCUCAUCUUCAAGAAUCCGGAGAGAGCUCCAGCUCCAGAUCCAAACCAAUGACAUUCCAGAGGUCCAGUACAACACCCUCAAGAACCACGAACUGUGGCAGAGCACCUAUUUUCCUGCCAAAUCCAAAAGCAAACCUGGAAGGAAGCAGAACCAGGAGAGCAGGGAGGUGCUGAGCUUUGACGAGAGGACAAUGAAGAAAGCCCGCAGGAGACAAUGGAGUGAGCCCAGGGUUUGCACCAGACGGUACCUCAGGGUGGACUUUGCUGACAUUGGAUGGAGUGAAUGGGUUUUAGCACCCAAGUCAUUUGACGCCUACUACUGCGCUGGAUCCUGUGGAUUCCCCAUUCCUAAGGUGGUGCGUCCUUCCAAUCACGCCACCAUCCAGAGCAUCGUCCGGGCUGUGGGAAUCGUCCCGGGUAUUCCGGAACCGUGCUGCGUGCCAGAAAAGAUGAGUCCCCUCAGUGUGCUCUUCCUGGACCCGAACAGGAAUAUGGUGCUCAAGGUUUAUCCGGGCAUGUCUGUGGAUACUUGUGCCUGCCGGUAGGAGCCAACAGAGACCUUCAGAGAGGUGAAGGUUCAAGGAGCAGGCAGUGGUUGGAUGCAGGUGGGAUUUCAUUGGUUCUGGCUGAAAAGAAACUCUGGCUUUUCCUUGGAUUUUUGGUGAUUUUUUUGGACAGCUUUGGUCAAUCUAUGACGUCAAAGACUGAAAUAAAGUAGACUCAAUCCCAUGGUAACCCAUUGUUAUCGCUUGAAUCUAACUAAUCUUAAACUCACACAAAAACUGUGUAUUGUGUCUUUAACAUCUUCAAUAUAUUUGGCAGGGAAUGUUGGAGAUGCAUGAGAGGUAACAUGUUGUCUAUAUAUUGUACAUAAUGGGUGCAUUUUAUAGUUAUACUGUAGUUAACCGGAGUGGAGCUUGUUUUUGGGAGUCCGGUUACAUAGGGAAACUUGUGUAUUGCUGCCCCCUGCUGUUCAUUUUAGGAACAUUGCAGGUCUUGCAACCACAGUACUGUAUAUCCAAUACAAUGUACAGUUUUUAAUAUUAUGUACAGUAAUUAGUAUAAAAUGCUAAUGUAACCUAUUGCAAUGUUUUUAUUUCCAUUCUUAAAUACUGUAAUCUGAGAUUUUAAUAAUUAUACACUAUAUGGCAGAUUUUUGUAUUUUAGUAUUUUACAGCUAAUUGGCAUGUAUUUAGCCACUCUAUUAGAUUGUAAUUAAUUAUGUUUUUUUUUUUUGCAUUCAUCUUCUAGUAAUAAAUGCAUGAUAACUGUUUUGUGUUUACAUUAAAGUAACUCCAAUCAGUAUUUUUACACAAACAAUGGCUCAGAUGACAAUGAUUUCACUAUUGAGAAUUAUGACGCAUUACAUUCAGUUAUUAUGUAAAAGAACAUUUUGGGGUGGAUUUGUUUUACGAGCUUUCGGGGAGAUUUUAAUCCCAUCAUUUCAUUUGGCAGUUUUGCAUUUUCUAUAGCACUUGUCCUCAUUCGGGUCAUGGGUUUAGAUGAAAGACAGACAAAUCCCGGGACUGGUCACCAUCCAUUCUCGGGGCAUAGACUGUAUGGACAAUCAACCAUUCUCACUUACAUUCACACCCGUGGACCAUAAUUAGCAAACAAAAAAUCCCCAGCAUGAUUUCUUAACCAAAUCAUAUCUCCUAUUGCCAGUCAGAGGAGCAAAGUUCCAAUUCUUUCCGAGCUUGGAUCUCCCUGCUGUGUUUGUUUCCCUCAUGCAUGCCUCUAUUAUUUAGUGAUUUGGUCAUUAACUUCCAUCACCUCAUGACUCCGCAGUGGGAACUUUUAAAAGCAUGAAUGGACCACACUGGAAGUGAUUUGACAAAAACACUGCAUGGAUUCGUGGCUGAAAGACAGGAAUUUUAAGAUAGGCCAGACUUGGGCCAAUGUCCCCAGACACAUUGGCUUGGGAUUUGGGUGCAAAUCCCCCCUCACCAGAACCUGAUGUCCCAUCUUCCAUCUUUUUGACGCACAGUUUGUGAUGGUGGCCACAAACACAAAUUGUGUGAAAUGUUCUCAUGUCAAUCAAUCCUAGUGUCUAACUCGGACUGGUCAUAAAUGUUGUUUAGUUAGUAGUAGAACAAGGACUUAGUCAUUAAACAGAGCACUUUUGAAACAUUUUUAAAAAAUAAAAAAAGUCCGCAAAAUAGUUUUAAAAUCUCAGCCAGUUGUUACAUUUAGGGCAUCAGAUUUGUCUCGGAAAUUCUUGACAUUUGAUCACGUUACCCAAUAAUGUGUAAAUAUUUUUUUUAUAUGUAAUUACACAUAAAAUCCCAUUCUGUUGAAUUUCCAUUACACCUAAAUAGCGAGAACAUGUUAACUUAGUAUCGUAAACUCGUCCAUAUGACAGUAGCAACUACAUGAAAAUAUUUUAUUGUAUUGUAUUACAGUGGGCGGCACGGUGGACGACUGGUUAGAGCGUCAGCCUCACAGUUCUGAGGACCCGGGUUCAAUCCCCGGCCCCGCCUGUGUGGAGUUUGCAUGUUCUCCCCGUGCCUUCGUGGGUUUUCUCUGGGCAGUCCGGUUUCCUCCCACAUCCCAAAAACAUGCAUUAAUUGGAGACUCUAAAUUGCCCAUAGGCAUGAUUGUGAGUGCAAAUGGUUGUUUGUUUCUAUGUGCCCUGCAAUUGGCUGGCAACCAGUUCAGGGUGUACCCCACCUCCUGCCCGAUGACAGGUGGGAUAGGCUCCAGCACGCCCGCGACCCUAGUGAGGAGAAGCGGCUCAGAAAAUGGAUGGAUGGAUGUAUUACAGUGUGGAAGUAUGAUGAACAAGUGGUUAACACGUCAGCCUCACAGUUUUGAUGUUCAAGGUUUGAAUCUCAGGUCUGAUCUCCAUGUGUGGAGUUUCACGUUAGAGCAGCACGUUGAGUUAGGGUUUUGUAGUGGUGGGCCGUGCAUUUUGGGGACUUGCCCAACUUAAUCCAAUUAAUAGUGGCAAAGUGUUUCUGUUGGCUUCUUCAAGCCGUGAUCUCCAACUCUCACUGGAGCAGUUCGCAGCCAAGUGUGAAGCGGCUGGGAUGAGAAUCAGCAACUCCAAAUCUGAGACCAUGGUCCUCAGUCGGAAAAGGGUGGCGUGCCCUCUCCAGGUCGGGGAUGAGAUCCUGCCCCAAGUGGAGGAGUUCAAGUAUCUUGGGGUCUUGUUCACGAGUGAGGGAAGAAUGCAACGGGAGAUCGACAGGCGGAUCGGUGCAGCGUCUGCAGUGUUGCUGACUUUGAAUCGGUCCGUUGUGGUAAAGAAGGAGCUAAGCCGAAAGGCGAAGCUCUCAAUUUACCGGUCGAUCUACGUUCCUACCCUCACCUAUGGUCACGAGCUAUGGGUCGUGACCGAAAGAACGAGAUCCCGGAUAAAAGCGGCCGAAAUGAGUUUCCUCCUCAGGGUGUCCGGGCUCUCCCUUAGAGAUAGGGUGAGAAGCUCGGUCAUCCGGGAGGAUCUCAGAGUAGAGCCGCUGCUCCUCCACAUCGAGAGGAGCCAGAUGAGGUGGCUGGGGCAUCUGAUUCAGAUGCCUCCCGGACGCCUCCCCGGUGAGGUGUUCCGGGCACGUCCCACCGGGAGGAGACCCUGGGGACGACCCAGGACACGCUGGUGAGACUAAGUCUUUCGGCUGGCCUGGGAACGCCUCGGGAUCCCCCCGGAAGAGCUGGAUGAAGUGGCUGGGGAGAGGGAAGUCUUGGUGUCCCUGAUAAAGCUAGUGCCCCCACGACCCGACGUCGGAUAAGCGGUAGAAAAUGGAUGGAUGGAUGGAUAUUCGAAAAUAAAACUUUUGAAUAGAUGAAUUUGAAAAAAAUGCCAAACCGCGAGUAUGUGGGGAUUCACUGUACCAUGGUGCAUUGAGAAGCGAGUUUAAUUUGAUUUGUGAACAUGCUUGUAACUCAAAACACUUCACUUUCACUUCUGAAAUCAUCUCAAACCGAACAAAAAUGUUUGGAACAGGAUUUUAAUAAGGAGAAUAGCACUCUAUAAUGGUGUACAUUACAAAACAUAGUAAUAACAUAAUUAAAUAAUGUGUAAAGAAUUAGGUAGUGUUUGCAUCAUGAUUACUUCAUUGUGAUUUUGCUGCUCCUUUCUGUGUUUGCACAUUGGCCACCUGGGGGCAGUAUAAUACGGACAUGCAAAUGUAAAUGGAGACUGAGGAGAUGGUCACAACUGCUCAGUAAGAUGCAGUAAUAUUAGUCGUUUUUUGCAGAGGAUAAAACAUAUAUGCCUUUGACUAUUGGUAUAUUGUCUGUCUACAUGUGUUGCUCCACUGUUUGUGUUCAAAUGUCCAUUGCUUAAAAUGUUGUAAAACCAAGCCACCAAUGCAAUCUGAAAGUCUAUGGCAUGUUGCCCUGUUUUUUUUUUUUAAGCAUUAAGCUAAGCAAACUUUCAAUAGCAGAGCUAUGUGGUUGUUUUAAAUAAACUUGUAAGUCUCA
Molecule: messenger RNA, 6100 nt
Organism: Phyllopteryx taeniolatus (common seadragon)
Lineage: Eukaryota; Metazoa; Chordata; Actinopteri; Syngnathiformes; Syngnathidae
Gene: ifngr1l
Product: growth differentiation factor 10b
Exons: 3
Coding region: 940-2223 (427 amino acids)
Biological process (GO): SMAD protein signal transduction; BMP signaling pathway
Cellular component (GO): extracellular region
Molecular function (GO): growth factor activity; cytokine activity
Source: RefSeq, a predicted model, not a curated record